Messenger RNA from Rhinocladiella mackenziei CBS 650.93, 1419 nucleotides. RefSeq names its product guanine deaminase. Gene Ontology annotation, biological process: guanine metabolic process. The record is from RefSeq and is a predicted model, not a curated record. Gene Ontology annotation, molecular function: guanine deaminase activity; zinc ion binding. NCBI's taxonomy places the organism in Eukaryota, Fungi, Ascomycota, Eurotiomycetes, Chaetothyriales, Herpotrichiellaceae. The coding region runs from base 1 to 1419 and encodes 472 amino acids. Gene Ontology annotation, cellular component: cytosol. The transcript has 2 exons.
AUGGGUCAAGAGACAAUUUAUUUUGGUCGGUUCAUCUCGACCCCAAAGCCAGAGGAGCUCUUGAUUCGAACCGGCGCUGUGCUGGUGAACAAGAAGAACGGUAGAGGUGUUAUAGAACGGGCAGACUGGACUGUGAACGGUCCCAAUGAUGCAAUCAGCAAGUUUGGAGUUGAGGCACCGGUGGUGACGACAAAAGAGAACGGAUUUUUCUUUCCGGGGUUCAUUGACACUCAUAUUCAUGCUUCACAAUACCCGAAUGUGGGAAUAUUUGGCAAAUCGACGCUUCUAGACUGGUUGACAACAUACACAUUCCCCUUGGAGUCAUCUCUUGGUAACACUAAUUCCCCGAUGUACAAGGAUGCAACGGAACCUCCCAAUCCUCUGGCUCGAGCGAAGGCAGUUUACAACCGAAUAAUUUCGCGCACACUUGCAAACGGAACAACUACGGCCUCAUACUACGCCACCAUUCACCUUGAUGCCACCAAUUUGCUCGCCGACCUCGCUUUCGACAAAGGCCAAAGAGCCUAUAUUGGCCGAGUAUGCAUGGAUCGACCAGAGACUUGCCCAGAUUAUUACCGUGACGAGAGCUCAGAGGAGACGCUUACCAAUACGAAAGCUAGCAUAGAAUAUUGCAGGUCCCUGGACCCUUCCGGUGAGCUUUUGGCCCAUAUAAUUACCCCGAGAUUUGCGCCAAGUUGCUUGUCAGAAACUUUGUCGAAAUUAGGCUCUCUGGCGAAGGAAGAAGACAUUCGAGUUCAGACACAUAUCUCGGAAAACCUGAAUGAGGUUCAACUAGUGAAAGAGCUGUUUCCCGACCAGGCUACGUACACUGAUGUCUACGACCACCAUGGACUCCUAACUCCCCGAACCAUCUUGGCUCACGCAGUUCAUCUCAGCCAGGAAGAGAUGCGGCUGAUCAAAGAGAGAAAGACGAAGGUCAGUCAUUGUCCCGCCAGCAACAGUGCAUUGGGAAGUGGCUUUUGUCCAGUACGGGUGAUGCUGGAUGAGGGGGUUGAGGUUGGCCUGGGAACUGAUGUCAGUGGUGGAUACAGCCCGAGUAUCCUCGAUGCCGUCAGAAACGCUUGCAUUGUGAGUCGUCAUGUUGGUUUUAUCAACGGCGGUGACAGCAGGUAUAACCUCGGAGUAGCAGAGGGCCUGUGGCUAGCAACCGUGGGCGGAGCAAAAGUGGUGGGCAUGGAAGGUCGUCUCGGCGGGUUUGAGGAAGGAAUGCUGUGGGAUGUUCAAGAGAUCAUCAUGGGAGAUGUCAGCUCCAGUGGUGACGGAGAGGAGACGGGUGUGGAUAUUUUCGGCUGGGAGCAAUGGGAUGAUCGGGUGGCUAAAUGGGUAUGGAAUGGGGACGAUAGAAAUGUUCAACGGGUAUGGGUUGGGGGAAGACUGGUACAUGAGAGGCGGUCAUGA